Molecule: messenger RNA, 546 nt
Organism: Penicillium bovifimosum
Lineage: Eukaryota; Fungi; Ascomycota; Eurotiomycetes; Eurotiales; Aspergillaceae
Product: lysozyme
Exons: 2
Coding region: 1-546 (181 amino acids)
Biological process (GO): cell wall macromolecule catabolic process; peptidoglycan catabolic process
Molecular function (GO): lysozyme activity
Source: RefSeq, a predicted model, not a curated record
AUGUCCUUCAAACUCUUUCUUGCCACUCUUCCAGCACUGGCAAUUGCCUGCACCGGCCCAGCAAUUAACUCCAACGGCCUCAAUCUAAUCAAGAGCUUCGAGUCCUUUCAACCAACCGUCUACGACGAUGGCUUCGGCAAUCCAACCCUUGGCUACGGACAUCUCUGCGGCGACGCCACUUGCUCAGAAGUGACAUUCUCACAACCAUUGACGGAGGAGACGGCGAGCCAAUUACUGGCUAACGACCUGGUGAGCUACCAGGAUGGUGUAACGAAUGCACUUGCCACAGCGGUCACUCUGAACGACAACCAGUAUGCGGCGCUCGUGUCGUGGACUUUCAAUGUCGGCAACGGGAACAUGCAGAGCUCCAGUCUGAUCAGCCGCAUGAAUGCUGGCGAAGACGUGGGGACUGUUGCGUCUGAGGAGCUGCCAAAGUGGAAUAAAGCUAAUGGGGCUGUUGUUGAUGGACUAACGCGCCGUCGGGCCGAGGAGGUGGAGCUCUUUGGCGAGGCUUCUUCGACUGGGGCUUUGCCUGUUGGGUGUUAA